Molecule: messenger RNA, 2257 nt
Organism: Diceros bicornis minor
Lineage: Eukaryota; Metazoa; Chordata; Mammalia; Perissodactyla; Rhinocerotidae
Gene: FERMT2
Product: FERM domain containing kindlin 2
Exons: 16
Coding region: 94-2157 (687 amino acids)
Biological process (GO): integrin-mediated signaling pathway; cell-matrix adhesion
Cellular component (GO): focal adhesion; extrinsic component of cytoplasmic side of plasma membrane
Molecular function (GO): integrin binding
Source: RefSeq, a predicted model, not a curated record
GUCGCUGCGGCUGAGGAGGCAGCGGACGCCGCCGGCCUCGCGCCUGUGCCGCGCGAGCCUCCGGCCGGGAGCGCGAGGAGCGCGGAAGGAGCCAUGGCCCUGGACGGGAUCAGGAUGCCAGAUGGCUGCUAUGCGGACGGGACGUGGGAACUGAGCGUGCAUGUGACGGACCUGGACCGCGAUGUCACCCUCAGAGUGACCGGGGAGGUGCACAUCGGAGGGGUGAUGCUCAAGUUGGUGGAGAGGCUCGAUGUAAAAAAAGAUUGGUCUGACCAUGCUCUCUGGUGGGAAAAGAAGAGAACUUGGCUUCUUAAGACACAUUGGACCUUGGAUAAGUAUGGCAUUCAGGCAGAUGCUAAGCUUCAGUUCACCCCCCAGCACAAACUGCUUCGCCUGCAACUUCCCAACAUGAAGUAUGUGAAGGUGAAAGUGAAUUUCUCUGAUAGAGUCUUCAAAGCUGUUUCUGACAUCUGUAAGACUUUUAAUAUCAGACAUCCUGAAGAACUUUCUCUGUUGAAAAAACCCCGAGAUCCAACAAAGAGAAGGAAGAAGAAGCUGGGUGACCAGUCUGAAGAUGAGGCGCCCGAGCUGGAGGGGCCUCUCAUCACCCCUGGAUCUGGAAGUAUAUAUUCAAGCCCAGGACUUUAUAGUAAAACAAUGACUCCCACUUACGAUGCUCACGAUGGAAGCCCUUUGUCACCGACUUCUGCUUGGUUUGGUGACAGUGCUUUGUCAGAAGGCAAUCCUGGUAUACUUGCUGUCAGUCAGCCAAUCACGUCACCAGAAAUCUUGGCAAAACUGUUCAAGCCUCAAGCUCUUCUUGACAAAGCAAAAAUCAACCAAGGAUGGCUUGAUUCCUCAAGAUCUCUCAUGGAACAAGAUGUGAAGGAAAAUGAGGCCUUGCUGCUCCGGUUCAAGUAUUACAGCUUUUUUGAUUUGAAUCCAAAGUAUGAUGCAAUCAGAAUCAAUCAGCUUUAUGAGCAGGCCAAAUGGGCUAUUCUCCUAGAAGAAAUUGAGUGCACAGAAGAAGAAAUGAUGAUGUUUGCAGCGUUGCAGUAUCAUAUCAAUAAGCUGUCAAUCAUGACAUCAGAGAAUCAUUUGAACAACAGUGACAAAGAAGUUGAUGAAGUUGAUGCUGCUCUUUCAGACCUGGAGAUUACUUUGGAAGGGGGUAAAACAUCAACAAUUUUGGGUGACAUCACUUCCAUUCCUGAACUUGCUGACUAUAUUAAAGUUUUCAAGCCAAAAAAGCUGACUCUAAAAGGUUACAAGCAAUAUUGGUGCACCUUUAAAGAUACAUCUAUUUCUUGUUAUAAGACCAAAGAAGAAUCCGGUGGCACACCAGCUCAUCAGAUGAACCUGAGAGGAUGUGAAGUUACCCCAGAUGUAAACAUUUCAGGCCAAAAGUUUAACAUUAAACUCCUGAUUCCAGUUGCAGAGGGCAUGAAUGAAAUCUGGCUUCGUUGUGACAAUGAAAAACAGUAUGCACACUGGAUGGCAGCCUGCAGGUUAGCCUCCAAAGGCAAGACCAUGGCAGACAGUUCAUAUAACUUAGAAGUUCAAAAUAUUCUUUCCUUUCUGAAGAUGCAGCAUUUAAACCCAGAUCCUCAGUUAAUACCAGAGCAGAUCACAACUGACAUAAAUCCUGAAUGUUUGGUGUCCCCUCGUUAUCUAAAAAAGUACAAGAACAAGCAGCCAGGCUAUGUAAGAGAUUUGAUAACAGCGAGAAUCUUGGAGGCGCACCAGAAUGUGGCUCAGAUGAGUCUGAUUGAAGCCAAGAUGAGGUUUAUUCAGGCGUGGCAGUCGCUCCCAGAAUUUGGCAUCACACACUUUAUUGCGAGGUUCCAAGGAGGAAAAAAAGAAGAACUCAUUGGCAUUGCAUACAACAGACUGAUUAGGAUGGAUGCCGGCACAGGAGAUGCAAUUAAAACAUGGCGUUUCAGUAACAUGAAACAGUGGAAUGUAAACUGGGAAAUAAAAAUGGUCACCGUCGAGUUCGCGGAUGAAGUACGAUUGUCCUUCAUCUGUACUGAAGUCGAUUGCAAGGUGGUUCAUGAAUUCAUUGGGGGCUACAUAUUUCUCUCAACACGUGCAAAAGACCAAAACGAGAGUUUAGAUGAAGAGAUGUUCUACAAACUUACCAGUGGUUGGGUGUGAAUAGAAAUCCUGUGUAAUGAAACUCCAUGGCCAUAACAAUAUUUAACUUUCAAAGCUGUUGUUUGUUGUAUGCUGCUUAAUAAAGUAAGCUUGAAAUUUG